Molecule: messenger RNA, 1839 nt
Organism: Salvia miltiorrhiza (redroot sage)
Lineage: Eukaryota; Viridiplantae; Streptophyta; Magnoliopsida; Lamiales; Lamiaceae
Product: probable xyloglucan galactosyltransferase GT19
Exons: 1
Coding region: 355-1689 (444 amino acids)
Molecular function (GO): glycosyltransferase activity
Source: RefSeq, a predicted model, not a curated record
GUGAAAGCUGUAAUUCCACUAUGAUACAGUUAGUUAUUCAAUGCUACUGUGUUCCAUAUAAUAAUAUUCUCUCCUAAUAAUUGAAUCACUUUCUCCAAAUUUAUGGGCUUAUCAUAAACAAAGCUUAAAGCAACUCAAAUUCAACACAUCAUUACAUCAAAAAGAACAAUAAAUGUAACAAAAAAACAUCAACCUAGAAACUAAUUUUAAUCACCAAUGUAAUAAAAUGUAGUAGAAAAAAUAACCGUCACAACUCCAGAUCUCAAAGAAUUCUUCAAUUUGAAAGAGAGAGAGAUGCAAUAAUCAAUCAGAUCAGGAAAUUCAGUUACCAUUAUUCAUCCUCCACCACUCACCAUGCCUCCACCACUCACCCCCACUCUCCUCCUCCUCCUCGUCGCCGCCGCCGCCGCCUCCGCCGCGGCGCAGGACUCCGAUCUCGAUCCCGACUGCACGGACCGAUGGAUCCACAUCCGGCAACUCCCGCCACAAUUCAAUCUGGAUCUCCUCUCGAACUGCUCGGAAUACCCGGUGUUUGACGACUUCUGCCCCUACGCCGGCAACCACGGCCUCGGGCAGAAAACCCACAACUCCUCCCGCAGCUGGUACCGCACCGACCCCCUCAUGCUCGAGCUCAUCUUCCACCGCCGCAUGCUCGAGUACCCCUGCCUCACCGCCGACCCCGCCCUCGCCGCCGCCGUCUACCUCCCCUACUACGCAGCCCUCGACGCCCUCCGCUACCUCUACGGCCCCGACCAGAACUCCAGCUUCCUCCACGGCCUCGACCUCUUCCACUUCCUCACGCGCCUCGACCGCCCCUCGAUCUGGCACCGCCGCGGCGGCCACGACCACUUCCUCGUCAUGGCCCGCCCCGCCUGGGACUUCAGCCAGCCGCUCUCCAACGAUCCGCCCAUCUUCGGCACCUCCUUCCUCGAAACCCCGGAGUUCUUCAACGUCACCGCGCUCACGCUCGAGGCACGCGCCUACCCCUGGCAGGAGCAGGCCGUCCCUUACCCGACGUCGUUCCACCCCCAAAAUCUAGGUUUCCUCGAGUCCUGGACGCAGCGCGUGCGCCGCACGCGCCGCUCCUCGCUGAUGCUAUUCGCCGGCGGCGGCGGGAUCUCGGCGAAUCCGAACAUCCGCCGCAGCAUCCGCCUCGAAUGCGACAACGUCACAGCCCUAAUUACGAACGGGACCGGAUACGAUAAAUUCUGCGAUUUCGUGGACUGCUCGAACGGGAUCUGCGAGCACGAUCCGAUUAGAUUUAUGAAGCCGAUGCUGCGGGCGAGCUUCUGCCUGCAGCCGCCGGGGGACACGCCGACGCGGCGGUCGACGUUCGACGCGGUGGUGGCGGGUUGCAUACCGGUGUUCUUCGAGGAGCUGUCGGCGAGAAGGCAGUACACGUGGCACCUGGCGGAGGAGGAGUAUAGGGAGUUCUCGGUGUUCAUACCCAAGGAGGAGGUAGUGGGGAAAGGGGUGAGGAUAUUCGAUGUGUUGAUGGGGAUUCCGAGGGCUGAGGUGAGGCGGAUGAGAGAGAAAGUGGUGCAGGUGAUGGAGAGGGUGAUGUACAGGAAGCAUGGGAGCUCCUUGGGGUUGAGGAGUAAGAGAGAUGCCUUCGACAUUGCUGUUGAAGGAGCCCUGCGCAGGAUUAAGUCCAGACUUGAGGAGAUUUCAGCUCAGGAACAGGGAUGAUCUCUUUUGUUUUUCUUCGGAUUUUUUUUUUGGGGGGGUCCUGACUCCUGAUAUGUAAUUAAUUAGUUACACCUAUAAAUUUUGGUUUCGCAUUGAUUGGGUAUAAUUUAUGUGAUUACACCAUCGAAUUAACGAGUUUCUUUCAGGAAA